AUGAUAAAAUCAUUUCGAAAACAUAGAAAACUGUCAGAAGCAGUUUCGCCAAAACGUUCUAUUCGAGUAGCAGGUACUCAUCCAUCAGAUGGUGAUGCAAUAUUACAAUCCCCUAAAAAAGUAAUCAAAGCAUUAUAUGAUUAUACACCCCAAGGUCCAGGAGAAUUAGGAUUCAAAAAAGGGGAUUUCUUCCAUGUUUUAAAUGAAGCCGAUGAUGAAGAUCAUAGAGAAGCCCUUGAGAAUGGUUGGUAUGAAGCCACUAAUCCCGCUACUCAGGCCAAAGGAAUGGUUCCUAUAAGUUAUUUCGAAGUUUUUGGAAGACUGAGACCAAUAAUAAACACUCCUGUAAGUCCAACAAAGAGUCAACGUAGUAAUAGUCAUGCUAGUAGUACUGCUAAUAGUAGUGUUCGGCCUUCAUUUUCUACUAGUGGAGGUGGUACUGGAGCAGGAAUAGGUACAGGUCCAGGACUGCGAAAUUCAAGUCAAACUUUAUAUGCUGUUACAUUAUAUGAAUUCAACGCUGAACGAGAAGAUGAAUUGGAUAUUAGUCCAGGAGAGAAUUUGAUAAUUUGUGCCCAUCAUGAAUAUGAAUGGUUUAUUGCAAAGCCUAUUAAUCGAUUAGGUGGCCCCGGAUUAGUUCCAGUAUCAUAUGUUCGAAUUAUAGAUUUAUUAAACCCAAACAGUGCAACCCCAAAUACUAUUGAUACAACUAAUCAUGAUGAUGUAGUCCGGGCAAUUAAUUCAUUCAAAAUACCCACUGUUGAACAAUGGAAGGAUCAAACUGCCAAAUAUCAAGCAUCUACAAUUCCGUUGGGUUCCAUAUCUGGAAAUCAACCAUUGGUAUCUUCACAGAAUUCACAAUAUUUCGAUGGGAAUAACGCAAAUAGGAAUACAUAUGGAUCAAUGGGUUCUUCGGUCAGUUCGACCCAAUCAGCAGUGGUGGAAGCAAGUGUUGAUUCAUAUCAAUUGGAUAAUGGUCGUUAUCAAUAUUUGAUAACUGCAAGAUUAGCAAAUGGGAAAAUUAGAUAUUUAUAUCGUUAUUAUCAAGAUUUUUAUGAUUUACAAGUUCGAUUACUUGAAUUAUUCCCAUUUGAAGCUGGGAAAAUCGAGAAUUCAAAAAGAAUUAUCCCAUCUAUUCCAGGUCCAUUGAUUAAUGUGAAUGAUUCAAUAUCGAAAUUAAGACGAGAGAAAUUGGAUUAUUAUUUACGUAAUUUAAUUGCAUUACCUGCUCAUAUUUCAAGAUCUGAAGAAGUAUUAAGAUUAUUUGAAGUGUUGGAUAAUGGAUUUGAUAAAGAGAUUGAAUCGCUAAACAACAACAAUAAUAAUAACAAUAAUCGAGUUCUGAAACCUAUAAGUCAAAAGUCCACAUCUCAUAAUGAUAGAUUAUCACAAUAUUCAAAUUUAAAUCCAUAUCCUCGAGUAUCUGAUCCAACCAGUAAUUCAGCUGAAUCAGGAUUAUUAAACCGAGGAUCAAAUGAAAGUUCAACCACAAAUAUGACCGCUCAUGACCAACUUGAAACAACUACAGCAGCAAAACAAUCAAAGAUAAAAGUUAAAUUUUAUUAUGAAGAUGAUAUUUUUGUAUUGCUAUUACCGACAAUGUUAAGAUUACAAGAUUUAAAAACUAAAUUACAUAAGAGAUUAGAAUUGGAUGAUGUUCAACAACAUAGCUUUGAUGAACCUAAACAACCUGAAGCUAUUCGAUUAUAUUUAAAGAAUGAUUAUGAUGAUUUUGCGGUUGAGAAUAAUAUAAGUGAUUAUAAAUUUAGUGAUGUUCAAAAGAUGAAAUUAGCAGAAUUUGAAGUUGAUAAUGAUGAGAAAUUUCAUAGAAUAUUAUAUGAGAAGUGCAAGAUGGUUAUAUUAGUUGAUUAG
Molecule: messenger RNA, 1872 nt
Organism: Hemisphaericaspora subhashii
Lineage: Eukaryota; Fungi; Ascomycota; Pichiomycetes; Serinales; Debaryomycetaceae
Gene: BEM1
Product: phosphatidylinositol-3-phosphate-binding protein
Exons: 1
Coding region: 1-1872 (623 amino acids)
Biological process (GO): conjugation with cellular fusion
Cellular component (GO): mating projection tip
Molecular function (GO): phosphatidylinositol binding; protein binding
Source: RefSeq, a predicted model, not a curated record